Molecule: messenger RNA, 1185 nt
Organism: Bacidia gigantensis
Lineage: Eukaryota; Fungi; Ascomycota; Lecanoromycetes; Lecanorales; Ramalinaceae
Exons: 6
Coding region: 1-1185 (394 amino acids)
Cellular component (GO): membrane
Source: RefSeq, a predicted model, not a curated record
AUGGCGGAGAAUGGCCAAUAUGUUGACAACUCAAUCUGGUUCUACGCACCCAACAAGGUCGCUCCGGUCUUCUUCACAAUAUUUUUCGCUAUAUCCUUUGCAAUUCACCUGUGGCAAUGCAUCCACUUCAAGUCGUGGAAAUUCACAGGUCUCCUGCCAUGGGCCGCCCUCAUCUUCGUCUCCGGCUAUGCCACGCGAGAAGCCGGUGCUUUUCACUAUGAUAAUCUUGAUGUCUUCAUCGCCUCCAUCUGUUUGGUCUACGCUGCUCCGCCCAUCUACGAACUAGCCAACUACAUCAUUCUCGGCAGAAUCCUCUACUAUGUACCCUACCACUCCCCCAUCCACCCCGGUCGCGUCAUCACCACCUUCGGCUUCAUCUCUGCCAUCGUCGAAGCACUGAAUGCCAACGGCGCCGCCAACUCAUCCAACUCCUCGCUGACAAAAUCACAACGCGAUAUAGGCCAUGCGCUGUUAAAGGCUGCGCUUCUGAUCCAGUUGGUGGUUCUGACCUUUUUCGUCUCUCUCGCCGUUACUUUUCAUCGGCGAUGCAAGCGCGCUGGUCUCUUACCUGCGAAUCUCAAGACUAUUCUGUACACGCUAUACGCCUCUUCGACUCUUAUCUUAAUACGCACGAUUUAUCGUACGGUCGAAUACUGGGAAAUUGUGAAUGUCGAUUUCAGCGAUCCGAACCUCAAAGUGUCCGAGCUGUCGCCAAUGGUUCGAUACGAGUGGUUCUUCUGGCUGUUCGAAGGGUCCCUUAUGCUCCUCAACACUACCCUGAUGAACGUCUGUCAUCCUGGCCGUUUUCUCCCUCGCUCAAUCAAGGUCUACCUCGCACAAGAUGGCGUCACUGAGCUCGAAGGUCCUGGCUAUCAGGAGAAGCGCAACUUCUUCAUCACCCUCCUCGACCCCUUCGACCUGGUCGGUCUGAUCCAAGGGCGCAACAAACAGAAUCGCUUCUGGGAGACCCAGGAACAUGCCCAGCCCGUCACCCAAGGGUCAAAAGUCACUCCCGCUACAAGCGAGGACGGUGCAAAGAGAAACGUCGGGAUGGUACUCCUGGACCCACUCGAUCUCAUCGGACGCGUAACGGGUGAGAGAAAGAGGAGGGAAGAGCGCGCAAGACACGGGCAAGGGAAUGAUUUGUUGAUGGAGGAUAGGCAGACGGUGCAGGCAAAGGUCUGA